UACAGGCGCUUUCGACAAGUUGCAUGUAACAACAACGUAACGAUACCCUUUACCUCAGUAAAUAACGCAAAUAGGUUGUCGUAGAUUCUUGUGGCGAUCAUUCCACGUCGAUCAUGGCGCUCUAUCAGAUAGUUGCAGAAUGGACGACCUAUCUAACUUUUUACCUGCUUUGCGCAGUUUUUAUUGCUUUUGUUGGAUACUGUCUUUAUGUGAGGCAUAUUCAUCAGAAAUAUGAUCAUAUACCUGGACCGCCAAGGGACAAUUUUCUCCUUGGCCAUAUACCAACAUUUCGGAGAGAAAUGAACUCUGAUCGUGUUAUACAUGACAGAUUCCUCGAAUGGACUGAAAAAUAUGGUCCAGUAUAUAGAAUUAACACUUUUCAUACUGUGUCAUUAGUGGUUAGCUGCCCUGAGGCUACAAAGGAGAUUUUAAUGUCCCCCAAGUAUUCCAAAGAUCCUCUUGCCUACAAACGCAUAUUCCACUUGUUUGGAUUAAGGUUCUUAGGAAAUGGACUGAUUACCGCAGUGGACCACGACACCUGGUACAAGCAGCGCAGAAUAAUGGAUCCUGCCUUCAGCAGUUCUUACCUCCGAGGACUAAUGGACACCUUCAACGAGAGGGCUGAGUGUCUGAUGCAACAUCUGGAGGUAAUAGCGGAAGAGCGCACAAUUGCCAACAUGCAUCGGAUGGUCAACUGUGUCACGCUGGAUGUUAUUUGCAAGGUGGCCUUCGGGGUUGAUUUAGACUUACUGAAACAUCCCGACUCCCCGUUCCCGAAUGCUAUAGACCUUUGUUUGCAGGGCAUGAUCCAAGAUAUCAGAGAUCCUUUCUUCAGACAUUCCCCCUGGAACAGGAAGAAAGUGCGAGAGAUACAAGAAGCUGUCAAACUCCUGCGGACAACAGGAGCCAAAUGGAUAAACCAGAGGAGAAAAGCUGUAGAAAAUGCUGAGGAUGUCCCAAAAGACAUUCUAACCAAGAUCCUUAAAACAGCUGAGGAGCUUAAGGCUGAUGGUGAGGAAAACCAUGAAGUGAUGCUUGACAAUUUUGUGACUUUCUUUAUUGCAGGUCAAGAAACAACAGCCAGUCAGCUAUCCUUUGCCAUUAUGGAGCUAGGCAGGCACCCAGAGAUACUGAAAAGGACUAAGGAGGAGGUGGAUGAGGUGCUGGGUACAAGACGUGAUCUACUGUAUGAGGAUCUUGGUAAACUAACCUACUUGACUCAGGUUUUGAAGGAAACCCUACGCCUCUACCCUCCUGCAGUUGGAACAUCUCGCUGGAUCCAUGAGGAUACUGUCAUCAGUGGAUUUAAAAUCCCAGCAGGAUGUUCCAUUCUUUUCAGUUCGUACAUCACAUCAAGGAUGGAGAAAUUCUUUAAAGAUCCUUUAAAGUUUGAUCCAGAAAGAUUUCAUCCAGAUGCCAGCAAGCCAUAUUUCAGCUACUACCCAUUUUCUCUUGGUCCACGCUCCUGUCUUGGGCAGACUUUCUCACAAAUGGAGGCUAAAGUCGUGCUCACCAAGUUUCUUCAGAGAUUUGACUUCAGUCUUGUGCCUGGGCAGUCCUUUGAUAUAAAAGACACAGGAACCCUUCGUCCUCGAAGUGGAGUGUUAUGCACUAUCAAACACUGUGCUAAGAGCACAUUUUAAAUGUUAUGCUUUCAGAAAUUAACCACUACAGCAUAUUUGAUCUUCUUAAUUUUAGCAUGAUAUUUUUCUGUGUAUGCCUUUUUGGAGCAAUAUCAAAUUAAACAAAGUAUAACAUUAUGGCAGUACUGCAAUGUAUAUAUUUUGAUCUGCUUUAUUCUAUUGAUCAGUUGACUUCACACAAUCACUUAGUUUGGGAAAAAAGUUGUUUAAAUUGUGCCUUUGAAUAUUCCUUGAAUAAUGAAAUAAAACAUGCAAAAAAGCACUGACAA
Electrophorus electricus (electric eel) is the source of this 1912-nucleotide messenger RNA. RefSeq names its product cholesterol 24-hydroxylase-like. The record is from RefSeq and is a predicted model, not a curated record. Gene Ontology annotation, molecular function: iron ion binding; heme binding; cholesterol 24-hydroxylase activity. Lineage: Eukaryota; Metazoa; Chordata; Actinopteri; Gymnotiformes; Gymnotidae. Gene Ontology annotation, biological process: cholesterol catabolic process.